AUGGAUUAUCUCCAACUUACAAUUCUUUCAAAUCGUUGUGCAGAAAUUUGGAAAUAUCGAAUAAGUGAAAAAAAUGUAUUUUCUAUUAGACGUUUUGCUUUAAUGUAUAAUAUUCCUCAAGCCGUAAUCGAUGCCGAUUGUUAUAUUCAACAAAAUUUUUGUUUUAUUUCCAAAACUACAGAAUUUGCUCAAUUAGAUUUUACAACUGUUUUAAAUAUUUUAAAUUGGGAUCAAUUACAUGUUGAUAAUGAAGGAAGGGUAUUUGAAGCUGUUUGUCAUUGGAUCGAAUUUGAUAUUUCUAAUAGACUCGUUUUUGCUCCAAAACUUUUAACCGCUGUUCGUUUACCUCUUUUACGCCCUGCCUACCUUAUUGAUAAAGUUAGUCGUAAUCCAUAUUUUUGUAAUUCAAUGGAAUGUAGAGAUUUAAUUGAUGAAGCAAAAAAUUAUCAUUUAAUGCCAGAAAGACGUUCAAAUUUCAAUUCAAUAUUCAAAAUAAAUAUAAGAGUGUGUACAGAAAUGCCUGGGAAUAUUUAUGUUUUGGGAGGAUUAAAUCAAAUACAGCCUUCUAUUGUUGAAUUUUAUGACCCAACAAUUAAAAAAUGGAAGCCUAGUAAAGCUAUGACUUCACAGAGGACUAGAGUUGGUGUUGCUGUUUCAAACGGAAAAAUUUAUGUUGUUGGCGGCUAUAAUGGUUCAGAACGUUUACGUUGUGUUGAAAUGUUUGACACAGUUAGUGGAAAUUGGGUUAAGCUUGUUUCAAUGUUUAAACGUCGUUCUGCAAUGUGUGCAACAGCUUUGGGUGAACACGUUUAUGUUAUUGGGGGUUAUGAUGGAACAAAUGCAUUAGAUUCUGUGGAAAUUUAUGAAAUAAAAAGUGAUUAUUGGUCUUUUGGACCUUCAAUGUUGGCUAAAAGAUGUGCUGCUGGAAUAGCUAUUUCGAAGGGGUUAAUUUAUGGUUUGUUUGUAAUUUUGUUUUUUUGUUCUGAUUUUUCAGAAUCUUCUGAUUUUUUAGAAUAUUCUGAUUUUUCAGAACAUUCAUAUUUUUCAGAAUAUUCUGAUUUUCAGAAUGUUCUGAUUUUAAUCGGUGGUCAUAACGGCGUUCAAAUAUUCAACACAAUGGAGUGUUACGAUCCAGUUAUUGAAAAAUGGUCUUCUGUUGCACCGAUGUUGGAACCUCGGUGUAGAUUAGCAGCAACUUCACAUCAGAAUAAAAUUUAUGUUGUUGGAGGUUAUUACGACGGCAACUUUCUCAAAAGUGCAGAAGUUUACGAUCCAGAGACUGAUACUUGGUCCUCAAUUGCCCCAAUGAAUUUAUCGAGAGCGCGUGUUUCUCUUGUAACUAAUGGGAAUUUUUUGUAUGCAAUUGGUGGAUAUGACGGGGAGAAUAAUCUAAACUCAGUGGAAAUAUACAACCCAGCCAAAAAUCAAUGGGAAUUUGGUGCACCAAUGACGUCUCAUGAAGGGGGUGUUGGAGCAGUUGUUGUACCAACAUUGCCUCGAAUGCAUACUAAUCGAAAUAAUAAUAAUAAUGGAAGUGGAGUUAAAAGGCCUUACAAUUUUGAUGAUUAUGGAGAAGAUGGAGGGGGAGGAGGAAAUGGUGGAGGACCUUCAACCUCGAGAAGGAUGAGUGAACAAAUUGAAUAA
Molecule: messenger RNA, 1644 nt
Organism: Meloidogyne enterolobii
Lineage: Eukaryota; Metazoa; Nematoda; Chromadorea; Rhabditida; Meloidogynidae
Source: the annotation of a GenBank genome assembly